AUGGAAACCAAGAAGUGGUUGCCGAUUAACCUAAGAUCGACCUCCGACGUAGAAAGGGAAAGGGCGUUAGCCAGUUGGUCUGAAGGAUCAUCACAACAAAAACACACUGGCACAAGUCAUAUGGUUGGUUUGUUCACUACACAAACUAACAAAAUCCAACAGCAAAAAGAGCUGUUACAGGUAGUGUGCUUGACAGAAAUUCGGCCUUAUAAUUGCAAAGGCUUGGAUGGAUAUAUGGGCUAA
This is a messenger RNA of Dovyalis caffra, 243 nucleotides long. The record is from the annotation of a GenBank genome assembly. NCBI's taxonomy places the organism in Eukaryota, Viridiplantae, Streptophyta, Magnoliopsida, Malpighiales, Salicaceae.